AUUCACUCAACCUUCAUAUUUCAACAUACUACUCAGGGGAAAAACUGACAAUAUUUUCUCUUUCUUCACAGGUCUCGUCCAUUUGCGACUAUGGCUUCUACCGAUUCUGUUCCCAAGGCCAUGGAGGCUCUCAACAUCUCCAAGACCAAGGAGCUCAAAGGUACUGAGAAGCGAGACACUCUGGUCGCACUCGAGAAGAAAUAUCAACAGAAAUGGCAGGACGAGAAAGUCUUCGAAGCUAAUGCACCCACCACGGAUGAGGUGCCUCUCCACUCCAUUCCCGCCGCCGAACUUCGGGAGCAGCAGCCCAAGUUCUUUGGAUGCAUGGCCUACCCUUACAUGAACGGAACUCUUCACGCUGGUCACUCUUUCUCUGUCAGCAAGGUUGAAUUCGCUGCUGGUGUUGCACGCAUGCAGGGAAAGCGAGCCCUCUUUCCCAUGGGCUUCCACUGCACUGGUAUGCCCAUCAAGGCUUGUGCCGACAAGCUCGUCGACGAGGUCAAGAUGUUUGGCCAGGACUUUUCGGGCUACAAGGAUGAUGAGCCUGUUGUCGAAGAGAAAGCCCCCGUUGUCAAGCAGAUCAAGGAGGAUAUCACCAAGUUCAAGGCUACGAAGGGCAAAGCUGCGGCGAAAUCUGUCAAGAUGAAGUACCAGUUCCAGAUCAUGCAAGCUAUCGGAAUUCCCACCGUGGAAAUCCACAAGUUCGCUGACCCUCAACAUUGGCUUCAACAUUUCCCUCCCCUGUGCAGGGAAGACCUGACCAAUUUUGGUUGCCGUAUCGACUGGCGUCGAUCUUUUGUCACCACUGAUGCUAACCCUUACUACGACGCUUUUGUUCGAUGGCAGAUGAACCGUCUCAAGGAGCUGAAUAAAAUCAAGUUCGGCAAGCGAUACACCAUCUACUCUAUCAAGGAUGGUCAGCCCUGUAUGGACCACGACCGAUCUGAAGGCGAGGGUGUUGGCCCCCAGGAAUACACUGCCCUGAAGAUCAAGGUUCUCGAAUGGGCUCCUAAAGCUGCCGAGGCCCUGAAGGGUAAGCUCCCGGAGGGUGCUAACGUUUACAAGAUCGCGGCUACUCUGAGACCCGAAACUAUGUAUGGCCAAACUUGCUGUUUCGUGGGUCCCAAGAUCACCUAUGGCGUUUUUAAGGCCAACGACAAUGACUUUUAUGUCAUGACGGAACGUGCCGCACGUAAUAUGGCGCACCAGGGUAUCUUUGCUACCGAGGGUGUCGUCGAGAAGGUUGCUGAUGUCCUUGGUUCUGACAUGGUCGGCACUCUUGUUGAUGCUCCCCUCUCAUUGCACAAAGAGGGAGUACGUGUCUUGCCUAUGGAGACUGUUCUCCCUACAAAGGGUACUGGAGUUGUCACCUCCGUGCCAUCUGACAGUCCUGAUGAUUUUGCUACUGUGACCGACCUGGCCAAGAAGGCUGAUUAUUAUGGGAUUCAGAAGGAGUGGGCUGAGCUUGAGAUCUUCCCCAUUAUCGAUACACCUAGUUAUGGUGACCUCUGCGCUCCUUUCCUGGUCAAGAAGCUCAAAAUCGCUUCUCCUAAAGACACAAAGCAGCUUGAGGAGGCCAAGGAGCUGGCGUACAAGGAAGGCUUCUACCAGGGUGUUCUGAAGGUGGGCGAGUUCAAGGGUGAGAAGGUCGAGGUUGCUAAGCCUAAGGUCCGACAACAAAUGAUCGAUGCCGGUCAAGCCUUUGCCUACUCUGAGCCUGAGCGCAAGGUUGUCAGUCGAUCAGGCGAUGACUGUAUCGUUGCUCUUAUGGACCAAUGGUACUUGGACUACGGCGAAGAGUCAUGGAAGAAGACUGCACUUGACUGGGUUGAGAAUGGCCUAAACACUUACACAACUGAGACCAAGAACAGUUUCGAGGGUGUCCUGAACUGGCUGAACCAGUGGGCUUGUGCUCGAACCUACGGUCUCGGCUCCAAGCUCCCUUGGGAUCCUCAAUUCUUGGUAGAGAGUCUGAGUGACUCGACUGUUUACAUGGCCUACUAUACCAUCGCCCACCUUCUACAUAAGGACAUCUUCGGAAAGACAAAGGGAAGUGCCAAUGUUGGACCGGAGCAAAUGGUUGACGAAGUCUGGGACUACGUCUUUUGCCGCCAGGAGCUCAGUGACGAGAUACUCACAAAUAGCAAGAUCCCCAAGGAGACCCUGGAGAGCAUGCGCCGCGAGUUCGAGUACUUCUAUCCUCUUGACGUGCGAGUCUCGGGCAAGGACUUAAUUGCGAAUCAUCUCACAUUUUUCUUAUAUUCCCAUUUGGCCCUAUUCUCUCAAGAGUAUUGGCCUCAAAGUAUCCGCGCGAACGGUCAUCUAAUGCUCAAUGGCGAGAAGAUGAGCAAGAGUACCGGUAACUUCAUGACUCUCCGAGACUUGACAGAGAAAUACGGUGCGGACGCUUCUCGUAUUGCUCUUGCGGAUGCUGGCGAUGGAGUCAAUGAUGCCAAUUUUGAGGAGGAUGUUGCCGAUACCAACAUUCUCCGAUUAUAUACUCUCAAGGAGUGGUGCGAGGAUAUGGUUCGAGACCAGGAUCAACUUCGAACUGGUGAGUUGAAUUCGUUCCAGGAUGCCUUGUUCAACAACGACAUGAACGCGGUUAUCAAGGAGGCUGUUGAGCAGUAUGUCAACACCAACUACAAGCUGGCCUUAAAGGCUGGUCUAUAUGAGUUGACGAGCGCUCGCGAUUUCUAUCGAGAAGCCUGCGCAGCAGCCGGCAUAAAACUGCACCGCGAUCUUGCCCUCCGGUAUAUCGAGGUACAGGCUCUGCUGCUGGCGGUCGUUGCUCCCCACUGGUCUGAGUACAUUUGGCUUGAGGUGCUGAAGAAUGAGGGCACUAUUCAUAAUGCUCGAUUCCCCGAGAUUAAGGAGGUCGAUGCUUCCCUGUCGGCGAAGCGUGACUAUGUACGAAACACUGCUUCCAACGUCAACUCGGCGGAGGGUCUGCAACUGAAGAAGAAGGCCAAGGGCAAGGAGACAUCGUUCGACCCCAAGAAGCCUAAGCAACUCACAAUCUUUGUCACGGACAAAUUUCCAGCUUGGCAAGCGAAGUACAUUGAUCUCUUGAAGGAGAUGUGGAACGUGGAGGCUAAGUCAGUCAACGAUAAGGAGCUCAAUGGCAAGAUUGGCAAGAUGGGAGAAAUGAAGAAGGCCAUGCCAUUUGUGCAGAACCUCAAGAGACGACUUCAGGCCGGCGAGCCAGCGAGCGUGGUCCUGGAGCAAAAGCUGGCAUUCAACGAAAAGGAGACUCUCCUGCAGAUGGUUCCUGGAUUGAAGCGGACUAGCGGCCUGGUUGCUUGCCACAUCAUCUCAGUCGAAGAGGGCAGCAAGAAGGGAACCAACCUCGGAGAUGGAAAGGAGGUGGAGCUUUCAGUACCUGCAGCCGAGCAUGCAGUCCCUGGACAGCCAACAUUCCAUUUUGAAAAUGUUGAGGCUUGAAUGUAGGAGCUUAAGAAAAGGAGAUGAUCUUGCUUGUUGUCAACAUAGAAUGUAUGACACGGGGAUGCAUGUACACGGUAGAGGUUACGUGUUCCUGCAUCAGAUGUGUGUACUGUAUGUGGAUCGAUAGAUCUGUGUUUUGAGUUAAAAUUGGAAAAGUCGUCGAUCAAUUAUACUAGAGACGGGCUUGCUUUGUUAUGCCUGGCAUGAUUGCUGUGAUUUGGAUUCUGAUCUGGGUUGAGCUUGAUGAA
Fusarium odoratissimum NRRL 54006 is the source of this 3695-nucleotide messenger RNA. RefSeq names its product leucyl-tRNA synthetase, cytoplasmic. Bases 91 to 3444 code for a protein of 1117 amino acids. The record is from RefSeq and is a predicted model, not a curated record. Gene Ontology annotation, biological process: leucyl-tRNA aminoacylation. NCBI's taxonomy places the organism in Eukaryota, Fungi, Ascomycota, Sordariomycetes, Hypocreales, Nectriaceae. The transcript is spliced from 5 exons. Gene Ontology annotation, molecular function: leucine-tRNA ligase activity; aminoacyl-tRNA deacylase activity; ATP binding.